Molecule: messenger RNA, 2817 nt
Organism: Acanthosepion pharaonis
Lineage: Eukaryota; Metazoa; Mollusca; Cephalopoda; Sepiida; Sepiidae
Source: the annotation of a GenBank genome assembly
AUGAUAUUCUUCCCCAAAAAGGUUGAUUAUGAACAACAGUGUUCAAAGAGUAAAGGUAUACACUUUCUUCCUCUCUUUGUUUCGCCUUUUUCUUUUCUUCCUUUUUCUUCUGUAGACAGUUCGGUUUCCAAACCCGACUUACUGCAACAGGGAUGUACACUUUCUUCCUCUCUUUGGUUUUCUUCUUUCUUUCCUUUUUCUUUACACAAUUCAGCUUAUAACAGAGGGAUACACUUUCUUCUCUGGUUUUCCUUUUUCUUUCUUUACACAAUUCAACUUGUAACAGAGGUAUACACUUUCUUCCUCUCUUUGGAUAUCCGUUUUCUUUUCUUUACACAAUUCAACUUCUAUCAGAGGUAUAUGCAUUCUUCUUUGGCUAUCUGCUUUCGUCACACGUCACAGUAUAUACAAUUCAGUUUCCUUUUACUUAACUUCUUUUUUCUUUCUUUGUCAAAUCAUAUCUGCCUGUCUAUCUGUCUAUCUUUACAAUGUUUUAUAUCUAUCUAUCUAUCUAUCUAUCUAUCUAUCUAUCUAUCUCUAUAUAUAUAUAUAUAUAUAUAUAUUCAUAGCUUAUCAAUCAGCAAGUGUUCAUAUUUAUCUAUCUAUCUAUUCAUUCUGUUCCUAUCUAUCUAUCUAUCUAUCUAUCUAUCUAUCUAUCUAUCUAUCUAUCUAUCUAUCUAUCUCAGUCUGUUUCUUUCUUUCUUUCUUAUCUAUCUAUCUAUCUAUCUAUCUAUCUAUCUAUCUAUCUAUCUAUCUAUCUAUCUAUCCCAGUCUGUUUCUUUCUGUCUAUCUAUCUCAGCCUGUUUUUCUUUCUUUCUUUCUUUCUUUCUUUCUUUCUUUCUUUCUUUCUUUCUUUCUUUCUUUCUUUCUUUCUUUGUCUGUUUAUUUCUAUCUAUCUAUCUCUAUCUAUCUAUCUAUCUAUCUAUCUAUCUAUCUCAGUCUGUUUUUUUUCUAUCUAUCUAUCUAUCUAUCUAUCUAUCUAUCUAUCUAUCUAUCUAUCUAUCUAUCUAUCUAUCUGUUUGUUUGUUUGUUUCUUUCUUUCUUUCUUUCUUUCUUUCUCUCUUUCUUUCUUUCUUUCUCAGUCUGUUUCUAUCUAUCUAUCUAUCUAUCUAUCUAUCUAUCUAUCUAUCUAUCUAUCUAUCUAUCUAUCUAUCUCAGUCUGUUUUUUUCUUUCUUUCUAUCUAUAUAUCUAUCUAUUCACAUUUAUUUAUUUUAUUGCUGCUAAUCUAUCUAUCUAUCUAUCUAUCUAUCUAUCUAUCUAUCUAUCUAUCUAUCUCAUUAUAUACUAUUUCUAUUGCUGGUAAUAUUUUUUUUAUCUAUCUAUCUAUCUAUCUAUCUAUCUAUCUAUCUAUCUAUCUAUCUAUCUAUCUCAUACAAAAUAUGGUGUUCUUUCUGAUUCCACGCCUCUCUCUUAAUCACAAUCUUUCCCCUUUCCUUUGCUCUGGUCGUCUCUUUCUCUCCUUUUCUCUCUCUCUCUCUCUCUCUCGCUUUAUAUCUCACUAUCUCUCUUAUUUCUCUCUCUCCCCUUCUUUAUCUCUCACUGUCUCUCUUAUUUCUCUCUCUCCCUCUUUGCCUCCCACUCACACAAUCACUAUCACACCUCUCUCCCUCUCUUUAUCUCUCUUAUUUCUCACUCUCUCUUCCUUUAUACUCCUCCCUCACAUCCUUUCUCCCUCUCUCCACCUCUCUCCCUCUCUUUCUCUCUCUUAUUUCUCACUCUCUCUUCCUUUAUACCCCUCCCUCACAUCCUUUCUCCCUCUCACCUUCUUUUCUCUAUCAUUUUCUCUUUUAUUUCUCCCACCACUUUGUCACUCCCUCUCACACACCCGUCCUCUCACUCUGCCUAUAGACCUCUCUCCGUCUCUUUCUCUUAUUUCUCACUCUCUAUCCCUUUAUACAUAUCCCUCAAAUCUUUUCUCUCUCUUUCUUUCUCUUUCAUUUUCUCUUUUAUUUCUCCCUCCACUUUAUCCCUUCAUACCUCCCUCUCACCUUUCUCUCACUCUCUCUUUCUAUGUCUCUGGAACAAUCUUCCUUAAAGUCAUUCAAUCACUUGCUUUGCUACUUUCUCUUUAUCCCGAACUUUCCUCUUUCCUUGACUCUGGGCGUCUCUCUCUCUCUCUCUCUCUCUUUCUCUAUCUCACUCACACUAUCCCUUUCUCUACCACUCUCUUUCCAUCUCUAUCUGACUGGCUUUCUCUCACACUCUCUCUAUUUUUCUCUAUUUCAUUCUCAUUUUCUCUCAUUCUUUCUCUCUCUCUCUCUCCAGUUUUCUCACACGUUCUUUCUCUCUCGCCAUCGUUUUCUCUCAUAAUCUCUGUCACUCACUCUCUCUCUCUCUCUCGUUCUCUCUCACACUCUCUCUUUCUUUCACUCUCUUUCAUUUUUCUCUCACUCUCUUUUUCUCUCUUUCACUACUCUCGUUUACUCUCACACUAUCUCUCUAUCUCCCUCGUUUUCUCCCUCUCUAUCUUUCUCUUGCUUUCUCUAACACUUCACUUUCACCCUCUCUCGUUUUCUUUCAAUCCCACUUUCUCUCUCUCUCUCUCUCUCUCUCUCUAUCUAUCUCUAUCACACACACUCUCGCUCGCUUUCUCUAGCACAUGCUUUCUCUCUUUUUCUUUAUCUUACUCUUACUCUCUCUUUCUCUUUCUCUCCCCCCUCUCUAUUUGUCUGUAUUUCCUUCUGGAAUCUUCUUCCCUCAUAUCAUCUAAUCACUUCCUUACUCUCUACAACAAUCCAAUUAUACUGAAGUGGAAUUAUUUCCCGGACGUACCCCCCCCUAAACCGUUAUCAGCUGACACGCGUCCGAUUAAGUGA